AGAAACCCCAAAACAGAGUGGAAAACUACCUGGCAGGCCAUGUGUGGGAGUUUUGACAAGUACUGAGUCAGUGAAACAAUUGAAAACUGGAGUUUAUACAGAAACAGCUUCAGUAAAGUCCACAGGCACACAGGAUGCGGGUAUAUCACAAGUAUAUGCUAGCUGGAUUGCUAGGUUUCAACAUUGUAUGCUGCUCCUACAUUAUCAUCCAAAACAUCAAGUUGCCAGAAAACAACACUCCCAAGAGAUCCAGCAAAGGGAUCUUGAGCAUAAAUGGAGUUCCGAAUUCCACAAAUCAAUAUUAUGACGAUACCUCAAUCUGGAAUACAGUCCUUUCUCAUCCAUUGCCAAGAGAUUCUAAGGAUUCCACAAAGAGGAAUUUUGUGCGAAUGCGCAACAAUAUUAAAGAAUCUAUUCAAGAUAAUUUGACUACGGAAAAUAUGGAAAACGAAGUUAAUCCAGACAUUCGGUGGGGUUUCCCUGGAGAUGUGUAUAAAUUGCAAGAACGCUUACGAGGAAUAUUGUUUACAGAUAGGGUGCUUCACGUCGGGGUUGUUGGCAGCUCGGCAUCAGUACCGAAGACACUGAAUAACAGUACCUAUGCAGAAAUGUUUUCUAGCUGGCUGGGAAUGAUGAUGGAAAGCGAGGUUAAGGUACAUAACAUAGGAUUGAAAUCCGGGAAUAGCGAAUACUUCUCCUGGUGUCUGGAGUCGCAUCUCAAUGUCGGUAACAUGGAUAUUAUCCUGAUUGAAACGGCCGGCGUUGACUACGACCUGCAGGAAGUAUACAUCCGGAAUAACUAUGUCAAUGCAGGAAGGCCUCUAGAGGAGCUUACCAGGAAGGUGUUAUCAUCACCUGGAAGGCCCAUCCCAAUUUAUGUUAAUUUCCCGUCCAUGUCCGAUAUUCAAAGUAGAAAUUGCAUUAGUGCAGAGUAUUUUGCUCACAACUCACUAGCAAAAUAUUACAACAUCACAACGGUGAGUUGGAAUGAAGCUUUCUGUUCUAAGAUGUGGCGUAUUUAUAAUGUCAUUGAACCAGACACCGAGAGUUUCACACUUCGUGUACAUAAACAAAUAAUGCUCGUUCUUUUGAACAAUUUUAAGAAACUACUGACAAAAAUUUCAUUGGAGGAAAUACACAACACACAAUCAGGUUCUGAGUUUGUCAUCAGUUCGAAGCAUCUGUCUGAAAAUUUAAGCACCCAUUAUGGAAGUGUACAACACGUCGCGGCAACUCCACGGAAACCGAUGAACAGUGAUGUUUGGCUACGCGAACCAAGGUGCUGGCUGGCUUCAAAGCGACAACACGUACUGAAUCCAAUUGCUUCUCAAAGCUGGCGAUUUGUUGAAGGUGAACUGGGACGCUACUGGGAAAGCAACCGUCGGAAUGAUCAAACAUAUUUUACGAUCAGUGUACAUCAUAAAAUAAACCAUAGAUCAGUAGUCUCCAUGACCCAAGUAUCUUGCAAAGCAUGUGGACAAGCGUUAGUUUGGUUGAACCACGAUCUAAGCAGUGCCACAUUAGUUGAAUCAAAAUCUGAAUAUAUAACUUCUUUGGUGCACGAGAUUGCAUGGAAUGUUGCUCCAGGAAAACACACAAUUUGGAUAGAAAACUUGGAAGAUAAAUUAUUUCGAGUGAGUGCGGUGAUGGUUGGCUAUAAGGAAAUGCCAAAACAACUGAACUACAUGUACAGAAAUUGGUAGGGUGAUAUUUUAAGUAUUUGUGGCCAAAAAAAUUACUUGCAUGUUUGUAUUAACAGUAACCUAGUGAUUGCCUUAUUUUUUAAAUUUAUAUUAAUAUUUUUAUUGAUAUA
Messenger RNA from Saccoglossus kowalevskii, 1813 nucleotides. RefSeq lists its product as uncharacterized. NCBI's taxonomy places the organism in Eukaryota, Metazoa, Hemichordata, Enteropneusta, Harrimaniidae. The record is from RefSeq and is a predicted model, not a curated record.